AUGAGAUCCGCCGCCAGCGGGUACCAGGCCCUCCGUGUCUCGACCAUCAUCCUCAAUGAGGUCGAGGCUGCCAAUCGCAACUUGACCACGACCCCCUCCGGUCUGGAAUCCUCCUUUGGCCAGCGUCACGGCUCUGCUGCAGCGGCAAGGGCCCUCCUGAACACCCUGCACGGCUGGGACAUCAAGCUCCUAGACGAAAACGAGACUUGGGUCCACGCCACGGCGCUGCUCGACACGCAGUGCCAGGUCGGAAACUGGAUCUCCAAGCGCCUGGUCCGCGAUGCCAGUGGCCGCCUCAUCCAGGCCUGUGGCCUCAUCACCCUGGCCUGGAAGUGGCACGACCCCCGGGGAAUCCGCGUCCACGAAUGUCAGUUUUACGUCUUCCCCGAGUCGCCCCACCUUGACGUCUUGUUCGGUGCCCAGUACAUUGUGUCGGGGGACUUGCUCCGCGUCAACGAGUCGGCCAUCUUGCCGUUCGUGGAGCACAAGAAGAGGCCCAAGGAGUUUCUUCAAGCAGACAACGCGGCCGUCGCUGCCGCAAAGGAGCGACGAAAGUAG
Molecule: messenger RNA, 558 nt
Organism: Lasiosphaeria miniovina
Lineage: Eukaryota; Fungi; Ascomycota; Sordariomycetes; Sordariales; Lasiosphaeriaceae
Exons: 4
Coding region: 1-558 (185 amino acids)
Source: RefSeq, a predicted model, not a curated record